GGCACCCGCAGUGCCACGCCGCUCGCCGGCUCCGCCGCCCGCGUCGCCACAUCCCCCCAUUCGGGAAUAUUCGGCUUCUGCCGUCGCGUUGCGGUAGCUUACGCCGAUGCCUUCGGCAUGCGUGCGCGAACACAGUGCUGUCCAAAAUACGUAUUUGUAUAAUGUGUGAAAUUUUUUUAUACGUUUCGUAUUAAAUGAUCAGUGUUUAGUGAUGUGAUGGGAAUGUAGAGUUUUGCGCUCUGGCGCCGUAUGAAUAUCAUCCGAACUGUACUGUGAUCGCCUUGUAGGCGUUAAAUAACUUAGUGUUAGAAGAAAAAGUGCUUCUUUACCAAAUAAACUUAACGAAAGCCUUAAUUAGGAACGAACAACUAUAAGGACCAAAUCAAGUAGAAUUUUGUAUCCAUUUAAAAUAUAAGUCGGAACGCCUUAAAUGUUUUUUACCCAUACGUAGUGUAAGUGUAAAGGUACUUUGCUAUAGGGUUUGUAUGUUUUUUACGUGAAUGAUAGAAUGGUAAACGCGGUGGUGUACAAGUGGUGGUCACGUGACAACGUUAGGUGGUGAGUGUUUGACGGUGAUAAGUGGUGAAAAUGGAGAGGUGCGACGGCUUCUUGGUGUACCGCAAGCCGGUCUACAGGGUGUUCCAGUAUUUGGAAACGUAAGCCAGUUCCAUGGUGCAUGGCAUGCUAAGUAAGCGAGUGACAUUCUCCCUGCCACGCCAUGAGCCGGAGGGCGGCGGGCGGUGCGGGGACGGGCCGCUAGCGCGUGCGAUGCAGCCCGCGCCACCGGGCGGCUCGCCCAAGCGGCACGCCACCCCUGCGCCUGCACACGGUGCAGCAGACCAGUCCACGUUGAAGGUGCACCUGCCGAACGGCGGGUUCAACGUGGUGAGAGCGUCUGCGGACGAAGAUGUGCGCUCGGUGUUGCGACUCCUCGCGGCGCGGCUGGCGGCGGGGGACCGGGUGUACUCCUCGUGUUAUGCGCUGAGGGCGCGGAGUCUUGUUACUGGGAAGAUCCGCUGGAUCCACCAGGACACGGGCGUGUCGGAGCUUCUGAGCCGCUGGCCGGCGAGCGAGUGGCGGCUGGAGCUGCGCGUGCGCUACCUGCCGGCGAACCUGCGCGACCUGUGCGACGCGGACCGCGUCACCUUCCAUUAUUAUUAUGAUCAGGUUCGACACGACUACCUCAACGCCAACCAUCCUAUGGUGGACCAGGACUUGGCGAUACAAAUAUGUUGUUUAGAAAUAAAAUACUUCUGCAAAGAUAUGCAAAUAUCUCUGGACAAGAAGUCGAAUAUCGAAUACUUGGAGAAGGAGUUUGGCCUGCACAAGUUCCUGCCCAAGUCCGUGCUAGAGGCGAUCAAGCCCAAGGUGCUCAAGAAAGCUAUCCAGCAACAGUUCAAAAAGGUGGCUCAGCUGAGCGACACGGAGUGCAUGGUGCGGUACUUGGACACGAUGCACACGCACUACGGGUACGACCGGGAGACGUUCACGGGCGCGCUCGGCACGGGCUGGGCCAUCCCCGUCGAGCUCGCCAUCGGACCCGACAUCGACAUAUCGUACGUGUCGCACAAGGCGGGCGAGCCGCCGACGUACACGAAGAUAGCGUCGUUCAGCGAUAUAGUCGCGGUGCAGACGCUCAAAUCCAACUGCACGCAACAGUCGCAAACGCAGAGCGGUUCGUGCGGCAAGGCGGCGUUACAGUUGCGAGUCAAAGGUGCCACCGAGACCCUCACGAUCACGUGCAGCAGUGUUGAGGCUGCAGAAAGUUUGGCGGAUCUAGUCGACGGUUAUUGCAGACUGGUCACCGACUCGCAAACAUCGCUUUGGAACAGAACGACUACCGUAUGGAAACAACUCAGUUGUCAAUGUAAAACUGAGAUGAGCAGCAGUUCGUCUGAGGGCAAGACCAGCUCGUGGGAGGCGAACACCGCCACACUACUCUCUGAGGACUACGCGGAGAUCGUGGACGACGACGCGGAUUACUCCACGCCGGCUGUCCGCGACUACGAACUAGUUCGCAAUCAGAUCGAGUUGACCGGCAUCAUCGGAGAGGGUCAGUUCGGAGACGUUCACAAGGGCACGUGUCGCGUGUCCGCUGCGAACCAUCCGUCCCUCAGGCGGCUCGCGUUGAGGUCCAACCAGGGUCAGGGGAGGGGGGACUGCGUGCUGCCCGUGGCUGUGAAGACGUGCAAGAUGGACGCUGAUCUGGAUACGGCUGAGAAGUUUCUGGAAGAAGCUUAUAUAAUGCAGCAGUUCUCCCACCCGCACAUCAUCGGGUUGGUGGGCGUGUGCAGCUCGCCGCCCAUAUGGAUCGUGAUGGAGCUCGCCACGCUGGGCGAGAUGCGAGCGUAUCUGCAACAAAACGCGCACAGAUUAGAGACGUGCACGCUAGUGUUAUAUAUAUACCAACUAUCGACUGCGCUGAGCUACCUCGAGAGCAAGAAGUUCGUGCACAGAGACAUAGCGGCGAGGAACGUGCUAGUGUCGACACCCACGUGUGUUAAGUUGGCAGAUUUCGGUCUAUCAAAAAUGGUGGAAGAUAAGUCGUAUUACAAGGCGUCGAGGGGCAAACUGCCAAUCAAGUGGAUGGCGCCCGAGUCGAUAAACUUCAGGCGAUUCACUUCCGCGUCCGACGUGUGGAUGUUCGGCGUGUGCAUGUGGGAGAUCCUGAUGCUGGGCGUGAAACCAUUCAGCGGCGUGAAGAACAACGACGUGAUAGGCAAGCUGGAGAACGGCGAGAGGCUCGCACUGCCGCCGCGCUGUCCGCCGCGCCUCUACUCCGUCAUGUCGCGCUGCUGGGCCUACGAGCCCAGCCAGCGACCCGCCGCGCACCACCUCAAGGAGACGCUCUUCGAGAUCCUGCAAGAGGAGCGUAACAGUGCGUGGGACACGAUGCGGCGAGAGAACAGGCGUGUAGCCGCUGCCUCGUGGGGGGACGAUCCCCCGCCAAAACCUACCAGGCCCGCCAAUAACCUCGCAGCGGCGGACUCGACAUCAGUGCAGUCGUCAGGCGCGGCGCCGCAGACGUACAUCGUGGCGCAGAACCCGCUCGUCCUAGCGCAUCUCCUGCGCGAGAACCAAUCCCGCGCCCUCGACCCGCAGGCCUACACCACGCCCGCCUCGAGUCCGGAGUUCGACACGGAGCAGGCGGUGGAAAGGCGAUUACUCGCCGAACUAGCGCGACAGCAACACCAGAGCGAAGAGGAUCGGCGCUGGCUGCAGAUGCAGGAGGAUAACUUGAAGAAGCGGCUGUCCUCCGUUCAAGUGUCGACCGAGUCUGAAGGGGAUCAAAAGGAGGCGCUCGCGAGCAGCGUACACGACAACAGGACAUCUAGUCAGCCGCACUCGGCGGCAAAUUCAUCAGAAACCAGUCCAGCCAACACUGUGAAGUCUAAAGAAAAGACGCUUAGUGAAGAAAAGUCCGGCGAGCCGGUGUACGGCGCGACGACGGCGGUGGUGCGCGGCGUGAUGCGGCUGGCGGCGCAGACGCAGGGCGGCGCGGCGCCGGCCGACGUGCUCGGCGCCGUGCGCGACGUGGGCGGGCGCCUGCGCGCGCUGUGCCACACCGUCGACCGCGUCGUCGUGCCCUUCCCGCACGUGGCGCAGCGGGAGGUGGAGAUGGCUCAUCAGGUCCUGAGUAAGGACAUGGCGGCGCUGGUGGAGGCGAUGCGGCUCGCCAUACAGUACCACAACACCACACUGCACCACGAGUACACCAAGAGCAUGUUGGCUGCAGCGCACGUACUGGCGAUGGACGCGAAGAACCUCCUGGACGUAGUCGACUGCAUCCGGGAGCGACAUCCCAACAUCGACUGGCGAGCGGCCCUCGAGUCCGAAGACAUCGCCCCCCAACCGCAGAACCAAACGCUCACCUCGCAAAACGAGGUGUUCGCAGCACAGAACCAAAUAUUCACCCCCCAAAACCCUAUAUUGAGCAACCAGUCGUCGGUGCAGGAGGAGGAACCAGCACCCCCCAAACCAGACUUCAAGGUAAACCAACCGGUCACGACCAGUCAGCUGACGAUCACGGAGAACGUACCCAAAGAGCAUAGCAGUCUGCCAGUAACCACCAACCGAGUGUCGACACUCAUACACAAUUACAAUCUGUAUGGGAACGUCAGAGAACCGCAACACAUAUACGGUAACACCGAGCCGGGCACCUUCCAACAUUCGACCUCCGUAGACGAUUCCAAAAUCGAUUCCGCACCAAUCGAAUCGGUCAAGAGUCGAGUCCAAGCGAUAGCGGGCAAACUCGACUCGCCGCCGAUAUACUCGGUGAGUAAAAAGAUGGUGCCGCUGGAUCAGAACAUCGGGCACAGCGAUCAGGGGUGAGGGUCGGACGCUUAAUUCGCUUCGUAGAUGUUAUUUUACCCGCGUGGGUUUGACAGCUUUACUGUUUCUUUAAGGGCUAUGACAUAGGCGCGAUGUUAGUAUAGUACUUACUGGGAUAUGCUCGAACAGCAUUUAUACGUUUACACAGAUUGCCGCUUCGAUAUUGGAGCAUAGCUUGGAAAAGACAAUAUGCUCAAUAUUCCUUGUAGGCGGGUAGAUUUUGAGCCAAAUUGUUGUUUAAAAAUUAUAUCCAUCCAUGUAAUGUCAUAUUAUAUGUUUCAUUUAUUGGAUCAUUGGAGUCUAUUCAUAUACAUUUAAUGUGUUUUAUUAAUAGCUGUAAUUAAAAUAUGUUAUUUUAUUUUAAGUUCAAUUAAAAAGUAUUUAAUUCCGCGUAAAGUAAAGUUAGCUAGCAUUAGCAUUGCCUAUGGCUAAUAAGUUUCAGUUUAUUUUGAUUUUAUUACAAUCGACUGCCGGCCUCGGUGGCGUAGUAUUACUUAUACGGUACAACACUACUGUGGGGUCUGGGGUUCGACCCCGGGUCGGGCAAAGUGAUAUUGGGUUUUUUGCUCAGUAUCAGUCUGUAGUCAGUAAAAAAAAUUGUACCCGGUAUGGCAAUAGGCCCGCCUCCUUAACAUUGUAGGACAGAACACACAUGGCAUAAAGUGAGUGCCUUUGUUGCACCUCUGCCUACCCUUUCGGGGAUAAGGCGUCAUGUGUACAAUCGAAUAUUUUCUCUAAAAACGAGCUAUUAAUGAAAACACAAUGUUUCUCAUGUCUAUAUUUUGAGAAUCAUCUUAGUGAUAAUAACAUAUCAUCUGCAUUGUUGCGCUUCGAAAUUAAUAACUCGUGUUGCAUACUUCUUCUUAAACAUUUAUUCUACAUAUCUAUUGUCAUCGAGCGUGCGAUAUUGGAAUGAACAAAGCUUUGAAACAUUAAAUUAGGCGACAAAAAAAUAAAGGUUUCCAUAACUAGUCAUCUGAAAAUGGAGACCAAUGAGGUUUGUGACUACCAACAUUGCUCGCUCCGAUCAUUAUUCUUCAAACCGGCUCAAUUUUACACAAUUUCAAUAUGAUUUCUAUACAAAAACACCAAACUUGUACCGAUUAAUUUGUGAUAUUAAUGCCAAUAAUGUAUUUGAAGUGAACAGUGUGACAGAGCGAGUCCUCUCCAACUUGCAUCGAUAAAACAUAAGAUUUCGUAGUUAUUUUACAUACAAAUUUUAUAUUUUUGGUGUAGCGAAGUGUUUUGUACUGUGUCCGAACUGGUGCGUAUAUGAGCGUAUAACAGAAUUAAUUCUUCCAUGAAACAAUAAUGUAAUUGUCGAAAAUAAAUUGAUUAAGUAUUAUUUUGUAAUGUGUAAUGUAUUAUUGCGAGUAUGUGUAUAUUUUCAAUUAAUUAAGCCUUUAUGUCACAAAUUUGCAUUUAGUUUGUUCCACACUGCUGCCGUUCAGACUGGAUUUGAUGACGUUUUCUUUUGUAAAAAUGUACAAAAAAGCAUAUAAAUUGUCUGUAAUUUUGUUUUAUUUUAAUUUUUUUAUCCAAAGUUCUUAUCAUAAGCUUAGAUCUCAGAAGGAAUUUCUAAGAGUUUUAGUGUUUACGUUAAUUUGGUUAGUUGUGUAAUUAUAACAAGAUCAGAAUUUAUUUAUUGACGAAUCUUCGAUUUAUUUGUAAAGUUAAUUUUCCUAAUAUAUCAAAUGGGACACAACUUCAACUGUCACGCCAGUAUUUCCUAUUUAAUAAAACUUGCCUAGCACUAUUUUUAAUUAUAACCUUUGUAAUCCGUGUAAUAAUUCCUUUUAAAAAUAUCUUCAAUGGUUUCCAUUAAUGUCGGCGAGCGUUGAGUGUUGUGUCUCAUUGUAGCUAUAAGCAGGAUGUCAUUCCAAAGUGUAUGUAAGCGGUUCGUGUAGUCCAUAUAUUGUAGUUGUGAGCUGCGGAGAUUAUUUUUCAUCUGAUAUUCGAGGUGGACCGGUUUUCGUUUACGCAUUCGAAUAAAGGACAAGUCAGAAAUA
Molecule: messenger RNA, 6341 nt
Organism: Manduca sexta (tobacco hornworm)
Lineage: Eukaryota; Metazoa; Arthropoda; Insecta; Lepidoptera; Sphingidae
Gene: Fak
Product: focal adhesion kinase 1
Exons: 27
Coding region: 670-4332 (1220 amino acids)
Biological process (GO): protein phosphorylation; signal complex assembly
Cellular component (GO): cytoskeleton; focal adhesion
Molecular function (GO): protein tyrosine kinase activity; ATP binding
Source: RefSeq, a predicted model, not a curated record